This is a messenger RNA of Raphanus sativus (radish), 903 nucleotides long. Its product is annotated as casparian strip membrane protein 2. The transcript has 3 exons. NCBI's taxonomy places the organism in Eukaryota, Viridiplantae, Streptophyta, Magnoliopsida, Brassicales, Brassicaceae. Bases 139 to 753 code for a protein of 204 amino acids. The record is from RefSeq and is a predicted model, not a curated record.
UCCAUUUCUUCUGCUCCAUUUAUUCCACCAAAACCCUAAAUUUCCUAUAAAAACCAUAAUCCCGUUGCUCUCGUUCACCACCAAAUCAUCAAACAAACAACACAGAAGAUUAGUCUAAAGCAACCAAAUCAAAGAGACAUGAAGAACGAAUCUACAUUCAUUGAUGUUCCUGCAGAUUCCAGCUCAGCAAUGAAAGGGAAAGCUCCUCUAAUCGGUGUAGCUAAAGACCACACUGCAAGUGGCUCAGGUGGAUACAACAGAGGCCUCUCAGUCUUCGACUUCCUCCUCCGUUUAGCUGCCAUUGUUGCAGCAUCAGUCGCCGCUGGAACCAUGUUUACUAGCGACGAGACUCUUCCUUUCUUCACUCAGUUCUUACAGUUCCAAGCUGGCUACGACGAUCUACCAACUUUCCAGUUCUUUGUGAUUGCCAUGUCCUUGGUUUCAGGAUACAUCGUCCUUUCACUUCCUAUCUCCGUAGUUGCCAUCGUUCGCCCUCUCGCCGCCGCUCCAAGACUCCUCUUGCUCGUUCUUGACACUGCGGUUAUGGGGUUGACCAUGGCGGCUGCAUCAUCUGCGGCGGCGAUAUCUUAUGUAGCACACAAUGGAAACCAGAACACGAACUGGCUUCCCAUUUGCCAACAGUUUGGUGACUUCUGUCAGAAAACCAGCGGGGCUGUGGUCUCUUCCUUUGUCGCCGUCGUGUUUUUCAUGAUCCUGGUUGUCCUCUCCGGAGUCGCUCUCAAAAGACACUAAUACAAAAAAAUACUCUUAUAAAAUGUGGUCACUAUCUUAUAAUAUUAUUCAUCCUCCCUUUGUUAAUGUUGUAUUAAUCUUUUUAAAAGAUGAAACUGUGAUUGUAGCUCUGCUUUUAUUAAGAAAAAAAAAUGAAAUGAUUUUCUCAAA